AUGCUCGCCGGCAAGCGCCCGCGCCGCGCCGCCGCGGCCGAAGACUCGCUGGACCCGCGCGUCAUGACGGAGCGGCAGCAGCUGGCCUUCCUGCUGCGCGCCACGGCGCCGUCGGACGCGUCCGGCAGCUCCAGCGGCUCCAGCUCCUCCAGCGACGACGAUGAGGAGGACGAACCACCACGUCGACGACGUCCAGCCAAGCGCAGCAAGUCGCGCGCCACCCGUGCAAGUAGUGGCAGCACGACAGGGAAGACGUCGCCCAGGACAGGGGACGCUCCCGUGAUUUAUUGCGGUCGCGGCAGACCGCCCAAGAACUCUAUCAAGCUGCCCCCGCACGCGCGCAGCCACGCGCUGCACCAGGCGCGGCCGCCAGUCAGGAUGUCCCCGCGGAGCCAUAAUACCCGGUCGGCGGACGCGGCGGUGGCGGCGGCGGUGGCCGCCAGUUUAAAGGCCGAGAAGAUGCGCAGCGUCAAGGCGGAGCGCGAGGCCGCGCUCAAGCAGGACAAGACGAGCCCCUCCAGCGCCAGCGACGUGGCCAUGCUCGGCGGCUCGGCCUUCUGCGCGCUGUGCGGCGACCUGGAGCCGUUCUGCGACGCGCCGCUGUUCCUGUGCCCGGCGUGCGAUCAGAAGUACCCGACGCAGCAGGCGCUCGGCCGAGUGUGUAUGACAUAGCCGACGGCGAGAAGAAGGGAGAAGGAGAAGAGAGGGACGGGAUGGAUCAUU
Messenger RNA from Phytophthora sojae, 723 nucleotides. RefSeq lists its product as hypothetical. The record is from RefSeq and is a predicted model, not a curated record. NCBI's taxonomy places the organism in Eukaryota, Oomycota, Peronosporomycetes, Peronosporales, Peronosporaceae. The coding region runs from base 1 to 672 and encodes 223 amino acids. The transcript has 2 exons.